GGUCAGAGCUGGAGAAAUACCAGUGGAUGUUUUCCCCAUUGCCUGGCUCCUUGUUCUCCAUCCACCCUUCUGCUCAAACCCUCCCCAAAUCAAGGAACGGGGAAAAAUAAGAUCAGUUACAAGAUUGUUAUCAAGGUUAUCAAGGAAAUGAAGUGACAGCUUUUGGUGAGAUCCUGCUGUUUGAGUGAUGAGAACAUUUUGAGCUUCUGAAACCAUUCGGAAGAAACUCAGUGCAGUCGAGACCAAUGCAGGGCGUGGACGCAAGUUCCAACAACAUGAACACAUCAUUUCUCUCCUCUGCUGGGAAUCAGUCCAUCCACCUGAACUUUUCAGAGAAGAAUUCCAGAAUCAUACACUUUCAAGAUGAAGAUUGCCACAUGCCAUUGGCCAUGGUCUUCACCUUGGCUCUGGUUUAUGGGGCUGUGAUCAUUCUUGGUGUCUCUGGAAAUUUAGCCUUGAUUAUUAUCAUCUUAAAACAGAAGGAGAUGCGCAAUGUUACCAACAUCCUUAUUGUCAACCUUUCCUUCUCAGACCUUCUAAUGACCAUCAUGUGUCUCCCCUUCACCUUUGUAUAUACUUUAAUGGACCACUGGAUUUUCGGGGAGGCCAUGUGCAAGCUGAAUCCUUUUGUGCAGUGUGUCUCAAUCACAGUCUCAGUUUUCUCUUUGGUCCUCAUCGCGAUUGAACGCCACCAGCUGAUCAUCAACCCUCGAGGGUGGAGGCCGAAUAACAGACAUGCCUACCUAGGAGUUGCUGCCAUCUGGAUUCUAGCCGUGGCUUCCUCCUUGCCUUUCCUGGUUUAUCAUGUAUUAACUGAUGAACCCUUCAAAAAUAUAACAAUCGAUGAAUAUAAGGACAAAUAUGUGUGCUUGGACUUGUUCCCUUUGGACACUAUCAGGCUUUCUUAUACCACAGCUCUGUUGGUGAUACAGUACUUUGGACCACUUUGUUUUAUAUUUAUUUGCUACUUAAAGAUAUACAUACGCUUAAAACGAAGGAACAACAUGAUGGACAAGAUGCGAGACAAUAAAUACAGAUCCACUGAAACCAAAAGGAUCAACAUCAUGCUGAUCUCUAUUGUGGUUGCAUUUGCAGUCUGCUGGCUACCUCUUACCAUCUUUAAUAUUGUGUUUGACUGGAAUCAUGAAAUUCUACCUGUUGCCACCUGCAGCCACAAUUUAUUGUUCUUGAUUUGCCACCUCACAGCCAUGAUAUCUACCUGUGUGAACCCUAUCUUUUAUGGAUUCCUCAACAAGAACUUCCAGAGGGACUUGCAGUUUUUCUUUCAUUUUUGUGAUUUUCGCUCCAGGGAUGAUGAUUAUGAGACUAUAGCCAUGUCCACCAUGCAUACAGAUAUUUCGAAGACCUCUUUGAAGCAAGCAAGCCCAGUAGCAUUUAAAAAAAUAAAUAAUGAUUACGAUGAAAAAAUAUAA
Molecule: messenger RNA, 1433 nt
Organism: Mauremys mutica (yellowpond turtle)
Lineage: Eukaryota; Metazoa; Chordata; Testudines; Geoemydidae
Gene: NPY1R
Product: neuropeptide Y receptor Y1
Exons: 3
Coding region: 246-1433 (395 amino acids)
Biological process (GO): G protein-coupled receptor signaling pathway
Cellular component (GO): plasma membrane; neuron projection
Molecular function (GO): neuropeptide binding; neuropeptide Y receptor activity
Source: RefSeq, a predicted model, not a curated record